Messenger RNA from Centruroides sculpturatus (bark scorpion), 1846 nucleotides. RefSeq names its product serine/threonine-protein phosphatase 6 regulatory ankyrin repeat subunit B-like. Lineage: Eukaryota; Metazoa; Arthropoda; Arachnida; Scorpiones; Buthidae. The coding region runs from base 122 to 1525 and encodes 467 amino acids. The record is from RefSeq and is a predicted model, not a curated record. Gene Ontology annotation, biological process: intracellular signal transduction. Gene Ontology annotation, molecular function: protein binding. The transcript has 5 exons.
GCACAAGCUGUAAUUGUACCGAAUUGUCGCUUUCAAUAUAAGUUUGUCCCAUGUAUCGAUAAAGCGAGCAUUUAUUUUGUAAGUGACGAAACAUUAUCCGGCAGUGGUGAGAAGUUCCAAGAUGGCUUCUGUGAGAUGCAAGGGAUAUUUCGAAAAAGUGGAAAGAGGCAAAGCUUUAGUUGACGCAGCUGCCAAUGGUGAUUAUUUUCAGGUAUUAAGCUUAUUAAAUGCCGGCAUACCUAUAAAUGCCGCGGAAUACAACAAGAGUCUAUUCUAUGCAUCGAAAAACUACAGGACUCCUUUACAAAUAGCUGCCUCCAACGGACACGCAGAAUGUGUUAAAUUACUGAUUGAUAGAGGAGCUGAUCUAAAUGCCAAGGAUCGAUUUGAUGCAACUGCAGUUCAUUUGGCAGCUGACUGUGGCCAUCAUAAUUGUUUGAAAUUAUUAUUAGAUGCUGGUGCAGAGUGUUGUACACCAACAAAAUAUUCAAAGAAAGGAUGUUACACAGCAUCUCCAUAUCCAGGUGGAACAACUCCAUUACAUCUAGCAGCUGCUCACAGUUAUGUAGAAUGUGUCAAAGAAUUAAUUCAGUAUGGUGCAGAUUAUAAUGCAGUAGAUGAGAGGGGAAGAACAAGCUUAUAUAUAGCUGCUGAAGCUGGUUAUGCUGAUUGUGUUUUAACUCUUCUUAGAAAUGCCGUUGGUAAAGAUAUUUUAUCAUUGCCAGGAUUAGAAACAGGAAACACUCCAUUGCAUUUCUGUGUAAAACAUGGCAUGGUUGAAUGUGUGUCAGAAUUACUUGAUCAUGGAUCUGAUGUUAAUCACCGUAAUUAUGCAAGAUUUUCACCACUUCAUUUUGCAGUGUCAUAUAAUCCUGAUACUAAACAUGUUGCCAAAGAGAUACUUCGCCUUCUAGUUUUAAAGGGUCAUGAUGUAGAUAUAAAUCAACCAGAUCCUUCAGGUUUGUCACCUCUGCAUUAUGUCUGUUUCUGUGAUGGUGGACGUCAGCAAAGGCGGCCAGAACUGGCUGUCUUUUUGAUUGCAUAUGGAGCUGAAGUAACUAUCACUAAUCAGAGGGGAUACAGUUUGAUAAGAGUUGAAUUUCAAACAUUUGAAGAUUGCACUAUCCUGAAAGCAAUUAAUAGAAGUAUGCUUCAUUUACCCAGUUUGUCUUCUUUAAAUAUUUCACCUCCUCCAGAACCUGAAUCUCCACCCUGUCCUCAGACUGUUGCUCGAAUUUCCAAUGUUCAAUAUGAAAAUUCUUGGCGGGCCCCUCCCAAUCGAGCACAGAUUCCAUCAUCGGUUCUAGUGUCUUCUCUACCAGAUUUUCAUCACCACCAAAGGAGGAAUCAUGAAUGGGAAAAAUAUCUAUGGUAUACAUCUAUUGUAUCGUCACCACGCUCCCUCCAGCAUUAUUGUCGAUAUGCUAUCCGAAGUACCUUAGGUCCAAAGCGUCUCAGAUUUGCAAAAAAUCUUCCAAUUCCAAAAUUACUUCAGCAGUACAUACUAUUAGAAUUUGAUAGAUAAUAAAAAUUUUGUGCAUUUAAAUCUGUUCAUGCAUAAGUAUGUGGAAUACUUGCCAAAGGUUCUAGCCAAUAGGAGAGCAUGAAAAUAGUUUUUAAUUAUUCUUAAAAUGAGUUUUUUCUGAAAGAGCAGAAUGUUUGAAAAUUUUUAUUCCUAAAACACUCUUAUUUAAAUGUAAUCUCCAUCUUUGGAGUUAAAAAUGCCAUAUCAGAUUUAUGUACCGUGUACAUCUUGUUAAUAUAUGAAAUGUUAUACUGUCUAUAUAAAAUUCUUAUCAUCGAACAGAAAGUAUUAUAUAUUCAAGAAUACAAAUUUUUAACUUUG